This is a messenger RNA of Aspergillus melleus, 1530 nucleotides long. Its product is annotated as amidase. The transcript is spliced from 2 exons. The record is from RefSeq and is a predicted model, not a curated record. Bases 1 to 1530 code for a protein of 509 amino acids. NCBI's taxonomy places the organism in Eukaryota, Fungi, Ascomycota, Eurotiomycetes, Eurotiales, Aspergillaceae.
AUGGAACUCACCAUCGCCGAGUAUCACGACGCUCUGCGUGCUGGGCGCACCACCUGCGCGCGCACCGUCUCCGACUAUCUCGCCCGCAUCGCCUUGUACAAUCCCACCCUUCGCGCCCUCAUCACCAUUACCCCGCACGCCCUCGAUGACGCCCAGCGCAAGGACCGAGACGGUCUGCCUCACCCGCUACCACCUCUCCACGGCGUCCCCGUCAUCCUGAAAGACACCUACGCCACGGCCUGCAUGCCCACCACCUCAGGCGUGCGCGCCCUCCGCGCCCUCACGACCAAGAUAGACGCCCCCGUCGUGCAGCGCCUCCUCGCCGCAGGCGCCAUCCUCCUCGCCAAGGCCAACCUGCACGAGUUCUCCCUCGAAGGCGUCACCCUGUCCUCGCUCGGCGGUCAGACCCUGAACCCGUACGAUCUGUCCCGCACCCCGGGCGGCUCGUCCGGCGGCACGGCGGCCGCGUUGGCGGCUAAUUUCGCUCUGGUGGGCUGCGGCGGUGAUACGGUCAACUCGAUGCGCUCGCCGGCGUCGGCGUGUUCGGUUGUUGGGCUCCGGCCGAGUAAAGGACGCGUCGAGGGGACGGGGAUUAUGCCGGUGUCGUGGACGCAGGAUGUCGCGGGGCCGAUGGCUAGGACGGUGAGGGAUGUGCGGGUUUUGUUUGAUGUGAUGAAGAAUCCGGAGGAGGGUCUGUCGUCCAUACCUGAGCCUGUGUCUAUACCUGUGCAUAUCCCCCUCCCCCUCCCCUUAAAACCCCCCGUCGCAGACACAAAUACAAACCCCGUCUAUAAAAUCGGCAUCUUAACCGAUUACUUUCCCAACGAAACCACACCAGACGGGCCCAUCGUCCUGCAAACCAUCACACAAGCCCUACAUCUCGUCACCUCCAAAACCUCCAACAGGAUCCAGUUCGUGCCUCUCCCGCACCAACCAACCUGGGACGUUGCACGGCUUCGCGCAGAGGCUGAUACCCAGGCAUUUGAGUUCCGGACUGCGAUGGAUGAGUUCCUGAACUCGUCGAUUGUGGAGUAUACGCCGCAUCGAAGCCUGAAGGAUGUUACUUCUAGUGGGGAGUUUUGUGAGGAGGCCGUCACCCCGGCGUUUUGGGAGACGCAGCAGGGCCAGAGCCAGCAGGACCAGAAAGAGAAGUGUGAAAACGACAAACAGAAGGAUGAGUUCACACCAACAAGCCCGCAAUACCAUACUCGCCUCUCCAUCAUCGCAUCUCUCAAAGAAUCCGUCUCGUCUUGUUUUGAUGCUCUCGAUCUCUCUGCCAUUGUGUAUCCGCAUCAACGCCAGCUUGUGGCUCGCGUGGGCGAAACCGUUCAGCCGGGGAGGAAUGGCAUUCUGGCUGCGUUGGUGGGAUGGCCGGCGGUUUGCAUUCCGGGCGUUCCGAUCGGACUAGAACUCAUGGGUCGAUUCGGACAGGAUGAGUGGAUCCUGGAGUUAGGGGAGGUGUUUGAGGGGAUUGUGAAUGGACGGAAGGCGCCUUUGUUGGAGGGUGUGGGUGGGUUGUGUAGGGAAUGA